Messenger RNA from Labeo rohita (rohu), 2511 nucleotides. It is a transcript of the gene galca, whose product is annotated as galactosylceramidase a. Gene Ontology annotation, cellular component: lysosome. The transcript is spliced from 18 exons. Gene Ontology annotation, molecular function: galactosylceramidase activity. Gene Ontology annotation, biological process: galactosylceramide catabolic process. The coding region runs from base 179 to 2161 and encodes 660 amino acids. The record is from RefSeq and is a predicted model, not a curated record. NCBI's taxonomy places the organism in Eukaryota, Metazoa, Chordata, Actinopteri, Cypriniformes, Cyprinidae.
ACUUGUUUUUCUUUCGAAGAGGGAAGCAAAGCGUUCAUGUCCAGGAAUGAGAGAAAUGCAGUAAAUACGUUAAUAUGCGUUUCACUUGAAGUUCAAUCAAUCGGAGCACAUGACGCGGAAGUAUGAGCAAAACUCAUGACAGAUUUCAUUAGUAGUUCAUACAAACACCCAUCUAAACAUGCACACACACAGUCUGCUGUUUAUAAUCUUCUGCAUUGUCGGGUGCUCUGCUGAGUUUUAUGUUAUAGAUGAUCGGAUUGGAUUAGGGAGAGAGUUUGAUGGAAUAGGUGGAUUAAGUGGAGGAGGAGCCACUUCCCGACUUCUUGUCAACUAUGAAGAGCCGUAUCGAAGUCAGAUAUUGGAUUUCUUGUUCAAGCCCAACUUUGGAGCUUCGCUGCACAUCCUAAAAGUAGAAAUAGGAGGCGAUGCUCAAACCACAGAUGGCACAGAACCCUCUCACAUGCGCUGUAAGGAUGAUGGUAAUUUUUUCCGUGGAUAUGAGUGGUGGCUUAUGAAAGAAGCCAAGAAGAGAAAUCCAAACAUCAAGCUGAUAGGUCUUCCCUGGGCAUUUCCGGGAUGGAUUGGAGCUGGAACCCAAUGGCCUUACUUCUUUCCAAAUAUUACUGCCGACUAUGUUGUUACAUGGAUCAAUGGAGCAAAGCAGCAUCAUAACCUUGACAUUGAUUACAUUGGGAUAUGGAAUGAAAAAAAAUAUGAUCCAGUAUACAUUAAGGUGCUGAGAGAUGCUUUGGACAGAGCUGGUUAUACAAAUAUCGGCAUCAUUGCUGCAGAUGGAGACUGGUCCGUUGCGGCUGCCAUGCUGGAGGAUCCAUAUCUGAAUGAUGCUGUUGAGGUGUUAGGUGUCCACUACCCAGGCACCAUAACAGUGAAGGAAGCACUGUUAACGGAGAAGAAGCUUUGGUCCUCUGAAGAUUACAGCACCUUCAAUGAUGACAUCGGUGCGGGAUGUUGGGCUCGUAUCUUAAACCAGAACUACGUGAAUGGCAGAAUGACCUCGACUAUAUCCUGGAAUUUGAUAGCAAGUUACUAUGAGAAUCUGUCCUUUGGUGGAGAUGGGCUGAUGACUGCUGACGAGCCCUGGAGUGGACAUUAUGUAGUGCAAUCUCCAAUAUGGAUGACCGCGCACACUACUCAGUUUGCACAGCCAGGCUGGUUUUAUCUGCAGACUGUAGGGAAACUCACCCAUGGAGGAAGUUAUGUGGCUUUAACAGACCGUAAAGGGAACCUGACAAUUGUUAUUGAAACCAUGACACACAAGCACUCUCAAUGCAUUCGACCUCCUCUACCGCACUUUGACGUCUCUCCUCAGAUAGCUGUAUUUCAGCUCAAAGGUUCUUUUGCACAUCUCACUGACCUUCAAGUGUGGUACUCAAAAUUGGAUUUUGAGACCAAAAAUGAUACACUGUUUCAGCGGAGCAGCCCUAUUGAGGUCUAUGAUGGUUUAUUCGCCCUAAAACUAGAUGUUGAUGAGGUUUACACAAUCACAACAGUGAACACUGGACAAAAAGGCUCUUACCCAGACCCCCCCAAAUCUUGCCUAUUUCCAAAGAAUUACUCUGAUGACUUCACUGUUGAUAACCCUCCAUUCUCUGAAGCCCCGUAUUUUGCUGAUCAAACCGGUGUGUUUGAGUACUUCAGAAAUAGCACAGAUAAUGGCUCGCAUGCGUUUACCUUACGACAGGUGGUCACCGAACGACCGGUCACCUGGGCGAGAGAUGCUGACCAGACCAUCAGCGUCAUAGGGGACUACAGCUGGACAGAUCUCAGUGUGUCCUGUGACGUCCUCAUUGAAACUCCUGCCACUGGAGGCGUGUUCCUGGCAGCCAGGGUUGAUCAAGGUGGAGAAUCUGUCAGAGAAGCAAAGGGUGUCUUUUACUGGAUUUAUGCAAAUGGAACCUAUAAAGUGACAAAUGAUAUAGGUGGACAGAGAGUUCUUGCUGAAGGGCAGUCAGGAACAAGAGAAGGUGUAUGGUAUACCUUAACCCUGAGUGUCAAGGGAUAUUUUGCCACGGGGAUGCUGAAUGGCUAUCUGCUGUGGAAGAACGCUGUGGUUGUCGAACCCAAGAAUGGCUGGGUUGCACUAGGAACUCUCUCUUUUGAAUAUGCACAGUUUGAUAAUUUCAAAGUAAAUGCAGAAUAAUUCAUGCCUAUGUCACAUCAAUCCUGUUUACAUAAUCGUUACACAAUUUGAUUUCAACCAAAUGCCUUUUUUAUUUUAAUGCAAACAUACUGUGAUGGAUGCCUAUUUUGUUUAAUUUGAUGAUUUGUCUUUUGUUUUUUUAAACCUUUCUCUUUGUGCUUUGUAAGUGAGGAAUGUGAGUGUGAACUGUUUGUUUUCUUCAAAAAGGGACGUUUUGUGGCAAUUACUAUAAUUGGGCUGUUUUUCAUAGCAAUGUGUGAAUGACACUACCAAUUUGCACAUAUUUGAUGGAUUUUAUGUUUUAUAUGAAAUCUUUUAAUAAUAAACAGAGCUAAAAUUGUGAAAAAUAA